This is a messenger RNA of Drosophila albomicans, 5536 nucleotides long. RefSeq lists its product as uncharacterized. The transcript is spliced from 6 exons. The coding region runs from base 232 to 4701 and encodes 1489 amino acids. NCBI's taxonomy places the organism in Eukaryota, Metazoa, Arthropoda, Insecta, Diptera, Drosophilidae. Gene Ontology annotation, cellular component: cytoplasm. The record is from RefSeq and is a predicted model, not a curated record. Gene Ontology annotation, biological process: regulation of GTPase activity; signal transduction.
AGAUAACGAAAAUAAGAAGAAGAAGAAGAAGCAGUAGCAGAAGCACAGUCUUCUUCUUGUUGUUGUUGUUCUCGUGUGUCUUUGAUUCUGUUGAAAAUGGUAUAAUAAAUGAUGACGCAGCAACAUAAUAAUAACAAACAGUGCGAUAAACGCGUGUGAUAGGCAAACAGAAAGAGAGACAGAGAGAGAAAGAAGUGAAUUGAAAAUAAAUAAGUGAAAACAGGCAAAGAAAUGCCGCAGCAAGUGGAAAUGAGAAGCAGCCAAAUCAGCGACAACAACAACAAACAGCACAUUUCCAAUCAGAAUGAGGCGACGCAGCACCAGCAGCAACAACAACAACAACAGCAGCAGCGACACAAGCGCAGUCGCCAGCAGCAGCAACAACAACAACACAUUUAUGAGAAUCUGCCAGUGUCGACGACGUCGCAGCAGCUGCGCAAAUACUUUCGCCGCGAGGCGAUCUAUGAGAAUGUGUGUCGCGGCUGCGGCUACGGUGUCUUUGCCGCCCAAGGUCGCUAUUGUCAUUUCUGCCAGUGCAUUGUUAGCGGCAGCGUUGUGGCAGCGCUGCAGCAGAGCAGCAACAGCAACAACAGCGGUGAUGGUGAAUUCAACAUUUAUGAAAACAUUUGCGAGCUGUGCCGCGGCAUUUACAGCGAUAACGAGCAAUGCGAUUGCAAAGCGACAACAACUGCCACGCCCACCUUAAAUGAUACGCCCCAAUUGCAAGAGACGGCGACAGCGACGCCAACUGCGACUGCGACUGCGACACCUGCUGCCAAGACGGGCAAAUCACGCACGCUGCUCGGCUACUCAAAGUCAAGCGCAGCGACUCUGACGCGUCUCUUUGGCUCGCUGAAGCAGCUGAAUCGCUCCAGUUCGCUGCAGCGACGUCUCUUCCAGCAGAAGGGCUCCAACGGCACCAACACAAAGGGAGGCGGUGCUGCGGGGGGUGGCGGUGGUUCGUUGGAGAUCAUACACAAUGUGGAUGAAGUGUUUCGCACGCAGGAGACGUUCGAUAUGCAGCGUAUUUGUGAGCUGAAGCAGCAGCAGCAGCAGCUACAGUGCAGUCGCAGUCGCAGCGAGCAGCACAUUUACGGCAGACUGCGAGCAGAGCGUGAACCGGAACAGCAAAAGGAACUGCAAAAGGAGCUGGAACUAGAACUGCAGAAGGAACUCAAAACGGAACUGCGAAAAGAACUGCAAACGGAACUGGAACCAGAAUCCCAAAACGAACUCGAGCCGGAGUUGGAACCAGCGAAGGAGACGGAGACGGAGACGAAAAAGGCGCAUAAGAAGCCGCGCAUUUCGGCACUGCGAUUGCUGCAGCCAACUGCGUCGCCGACUGCAGCAGCGACUGCGCCGCCCGCACUCUAUUUGAAUGACAGCGUUUGCCAGUGGAUGCAGUCGCUGCGACGCGAGCUGCACUGCUAUGAGGAUGUGUUGGGAGGCGUUGGCUGUCAACAGCCAAAGAGCGUACCGCCUGCCUACGAGCGAGAGCGGGACAGAGAGAGGGAUAGAGAAUUGGAACCGGAGCUGGUGACACUGCGACGCAGCGAGCAGGCAGCAGCAACAACAACAACAACAGCGCAGUCGACGCAGUUGCGUUUGGUGAACGAUUUCAAGCGCAAGCUGCUGGCAAAGCGCGAACAGCAACAGCAGCAGCAAUUGGAAAUCCAAUUAGACUUGCCACAAUGGGAUGCGCGACGUCGCUGUGGCAUCAAUGAGCGACACGAUGCGGCCUUUGUUACUGAAUUUCUCAGCGGACUCGCAGCGGACACGGCAGCGCAGUCAACGUCAUUGGAAUUAAAAGUGACAGCUGCGCAGUCGCCGCAUUCAACGACGCCGCUGUCAACGACGCUGUUGCUCGCCUGUCAUGUUUCGCUUGAGCAGCUGUGGCUGAGCGCUGCACUCGCUGCCAGCCUCAAUCGCAGCGUCAUUUGCUUCUUUGGCUAUGACAAAUGCUUGGCGGCCUUUUUGCAUGGCCGUCAGCGUCGACAGCGGCUGCGACUGCGCAGUAGCGAGCAGUUCAACAUUGAGCGCUGGCUGCGUCAUUGCUAUCGGCAGCUCAACGAGAGCACGAGCACGACCACGAGCACAGACACGAACACGACCACGAUCGCACAUGGGAGAAACAACAAUAACAACAACAACAGAAGCAGCAGUGAACAGUCUGAGCGUGAGUCAGCGACGGCGCAGCGACGAAGACAGCGACAGCGACAGCGACAGAGACGUCUAUUGGGGCCGUCGUCAAUGGAGCCGGCAGCAGUUGUGCCAGCGACGCCAGCGAGUGACGACGUUGCGCUCGCAUCGCGUGUCGAUAGCGAUAACGAGCAAAGCGAGAGCGAGAACGUAAACGUGAACGAGAGCGUAAGAGAGAGCGAGACAAAGGCGCGAUCAAAGUGCGGUAGCAGCAGCAGCGACAGAGACAGCGUCGAAGUCGACAGCGCUUUGAUGGCGGCGCCCAAACAAAGCGGCGACGCUGAGCGACGCGCCAGCUGCGAUGACAGUGAAAAUAACAAUAACAAUGCCAACAGCAGCAGCAGCAACAACAACAUCAAUAUUGAGCAGCAGCAACAACAACUACAACAACAGACACAGAAAUGUGCAGUGAUUAAAGUUCGUCGACCGGCGCCUCAGGUGCCGCAACGUAAUCCCAGCACGGCGCUCAGCAAACCACGAACUGAGAAUAACAAUAACAACGAGACAAUUAUGGAGAAGAAGGUGGAGGAGAAAGUGAAGGCAGAGAUGGAGGCGAAGGCGAAGGUGGAACAAGAGGAAGAGGAUGAGGAAUCGAUUUAUCAGACCAUCUGGCAGUAUAAAACCUUGGAGCCAGGCAAUAACAGCACAGUUGAUGAUGAUGAUGAUGAUGAUGAAGACUUUGAGAUCAUCACAGCCACCGAAACGGUCAGCGAUGAUGACGCAGAUGUCGAUGGAGAUCGAGAUGAGGCAGACGCAGAGGCAGAGGCGGAGGCAGAGACGUUGGCUUUGCAGGCGGCAGCAGCAUUUGCAGCCGGGGCACGUCACAAGCUGACUAAGCAGGCGACAACGACAACGACAACGACAACGAUGGCGACAACAACGACGGCGUCGGCGUCGCCAGCAACGUCGCCGCUGCCGUCACCGACGGCGUCAAUGGAUCACGGCGCCUGGGAGACGGAUGAUGAAUUCAUGUUCGAGAAGGCGAGCGAGCGUCAGCAGCAGCAGCAGCAGCAGCAGCAAAGUGAAGAGGCAACAGCAGCGACGGGACAAGCGGGAGACGAGACGCUGAGUGUGGGCAGCACGGUGACCAACAGUACAGCGACGCUUGGCUCGAUAAGCAGCGCCGGCGGCAGCAGCAUUGAUAGCAGCAACAGCAGCGGCAGCAGAGAGCAGAGCGAAAAUGCCACAAAUGCCACGCUGCUGACGCAUCCGAUGCUGCGCAACAUUUGCAUUUUUUACAGUCUGACGGAGCCGCAGAAAUAUAGCGCCAUCUUCUAUGAGUAUCAACGCUCGCAGAUUCAUCAGCGUUUCAUGACGCGCAUUCGACGUCCAGCGCCGCCGCUGCCAACAUCGACGUCCAAGUCAACAACAACAAUUGGAAUCCCGCCCAGCAAUGAUGACAGCGGCUGCAGCUGCGAAGCCGAUACCGAUGAUCUGCCCGAAACGAUACCACGCCCCCUCAAGGAGGAUUGGGCGCUGGCAGUUCUCGCCGCCUCGGCGAGUAGCAAACGCGGCGUCGCGCCACGCGCCGGCCGCAAGCUUCGAGUCCGCUCCAGCGGCCGCUUGCUGAUACCCACCUCGGUGCUGGCGUGGCGCGAGCAGCUGCAGGAUGUCAACUGCUGUGAGGAUGAGGAGGACAUGAUUGUGCCAGUGAGUGAUAUUCGGCGUGCCCAGCAAAUCGAGGAAGACAACGAGGUGCAGCAAACGCAACAGAUAUCGAAAUCGCAACGCUUCAAGAGCGCCUCCAUCGGCAAUCUUGUCGAUUUGCCCGGCGAGGAUGACAAGAAGUCGAUUAAGAAUCGCAUGCGCAUGAAAUUUGCACCCAGCAAUGUGUUUCGUAUGGGCGAUAAGAAAUCGCGCUCACGCCGCAGCCAGGUGAACAGCCUCUGUCUAGAUGAGCAGUCAAAGUAUCCGCUAUUUGGGGCACGUCUCAAUGCCCUCGAGCUGAAUAUGUCCGAUCAUCCGUAUGUGCCACGUUUCGUUGUCGAUGUCUGCGCCCACAUCGAGCGUCCCGAUGCCAUCGAACAGGAUGGCCUCUAUCGUGCCUCAGGCAAUAAGCUGCUGGUCGAUGAACUGAAGCUCAAGCUAACGCAUCUCUAUGAUCCGCGCUGGCUCCAGACCGACGACAUUCAUACGCUAACCAGCCUCCACAAGCAGUUCUUUCGCGAGCUACCCGCCCCCCUGAUCACACAGGAGGCCUACGAGCGUCUUGGCCGCCUCACCGACGAAGCCGCCAUCGAACGCAUGCGUCUCGCCUUCGAUGAGAUGCCCGAGCCGAAUCGUUCCACGCUGCGCUUCCUCAUCAAGCAUUUGACCAACGUUGCAGCGGCUAGUGGCUCGAAUCGGAUGCCUGCCUCAAAUCUGGCCAUUGUCUGGGGUCCAUGUCUGUUGGCCGCGAAUGUUAUCAAUUUUGAUAUUGGCCGCAUGAAUAUGUUGGCCAAGAUGCUUAUUGAGAACUAUGAACGCAUCUUUCGACCCGACAACGAACGUCUCGUGUGCUAAGCAACAACAACAAUAUUAACAACAAACAUUAAUUAAUUAUUCCAAUCGAAAACAUCACACAAAUACUAUGUCAUGAACUGAAAGAGAUAAAAAGGAGCAGAGAAGAGAAAGAGCUUCGCACUUUAGAGUGCGGCUAUUUAUUAAUAAUUUUUUUGUAUUUAACAAUUUCCAUUUCACAUUUUCGAACAUCUCUUUAAUUUUCGUUCGUCUCUUUUGUGUAUGUGCUAAGCUUAAUGUUUUAUUUAUUGUUCAACCAUGUUUAUUGUAGUCGAAUUGAGCAACAAAGCAAAAAACUGAUUACCAAAAAGACAGUAGACCAAGUUAAUGUAAUAAAAAGCGCGCCUUGUCGUCGACAUCGCAUCCCAAUAAUAUAUAUACUAUACUCUACUAUACUAUAUAUGUAUCUGUUAGAUAUAUUUAUUAGAUAUAUAGUUCUAUACACAUAUAUGUAUAUGUUUUUUUUUUGUGUUGGUUAAACAAUCUGACCAAAUAUCAUACCCAUACUCUAGGCAUUAUCCAUGUUAUAAUGUUCAAAUGCUAUAUAUCGAAAUGUAUAUCAUAACUGUCAUGUGAUAAGAUUUUGCCGACGUAGUGUUUUUUUUUUUUUUUUUUUUUUUUUGUAUUUUUUUUACGUAACCAUAAUUAGAUAUGUAAAUAUAUAUCUUAUACUUUAUAUCAUAAACAACUGCAGUUCAGAUUGUUGAACAUUGUGGAAAGUUUUGAGAACAGCAAAAGCCAAAAUAACCUAAAGAAUAACAAAAGCAACAGCAACCUGAGCAAAAUGAUUAAUAUGUUUGCUAUCUCAAUAAAUCUUUCAAGUAUUUUCCAAAGACAA